UAAAAUAAUUAGGAGUGACUCCGUGUACGGUGCAAGUGAACACAACAAAGCUGUGAGAUCAUCGUCCAUAUAUGAAUCACUGUACAUAGAACAGGUAGACUAGCUUCUGCACUAAAUUACUGUUUCUUGUAAUGGAAGGAUCCUCGUCUACACUGUGAGCCUUUAGUGAAUGGGACACAUAAUGACAAGAUUACUGCAGAAACGAAGAGAAACUGUUCUUAUGCUAGGGUUGAAAAACUCUGGUAAGACAACAAUACUUUACAAGCUUUUGACCGGGAAAAAGAUUUUGUCAGUCCCGACGUUCGGUUUUAACAUGGAGAUCCUACCAUUUAACGACAUUGAACUUGAUGUGAUGGACGUUGGGGGCGGAGAGAAAAUGGUCCCGUUGUGGAAGCAUUAUCUAAUCACAGCCGCUGCUAUCGUAUACGUCCUGGACUGUAACGACUGGGGAAGAAUGAACGAAAACAAGGAACUGAUUGAAGACAUUCUGAGUCGACCCGAAAGAAAGGGAGUUCCGCUGCUCGUGAUUGUAAACAAGGCCGAGAAUAUGACGCGACCUAUGACGUCAGGCCAUUUUCAGGAAAAACUUGAUUUAAACUCAAACACGAGGGGAAGGAAAUACAAGGUACAAUUCGUGUCUGCCGAAACUGGAACUGGUGUAGUUGAAGCGUUUACUUGGCUGUGUGCGGUGCUCGGCUCUGGCCACGCAUCUAGGAAAAUAAAACGACUUCGUGAAAAGGAAAAAAAGAAAGGAGCGGUGCGUGCCAAGAAAAAGAAACACGAGGAAAUUGAGAAAAAGCAAAAAGCGGUUGCAUUGACUAAAUACACAAGUCGCAAGUCGGUUGAUGUUUCUACUAGUUUAGAAGCUGCAAGGAGACGAUCUGGCAGCUGUGACUCUAUAAACGAGCGACAGUUUUCAUUUCCAGACAUACGUUCUAAUAUACAAGAUUUCUUUGUGUCCAGAGUGGGUGAUGGCGUAGAAAAUUUAAAUCGGUCACGUGGGCACAGCAAAGUUGAAGUGACGCCACCAAGUGACGGAAGUCAUGUGGUGGACACGCUUUCAACGAACCCUCACGACCCGCAGUAUGAGAGACGACCUGGUAGCAUGCUAAGGAUAAACGAGUUAAAAGAGAAGAGAGACAUGGCCUUGGCAAAGAAAAAUGACGCCGAACAAAUACAAACCGAGGGUGGUUGGGAUAAAAUACGACGAUUGUUUAUUCGGCCGAAUGCCAUGAAUGAAAGUGACCAGCAGCAAACGGUCUCCAAAAUAAAUCCUAGUGAACAAAAAGUAGAAGACAGUAACUCGGUUGAGCUGGGUCAAAGCACAGCUUGUACUUCACAAGUGUCUGAUAACGAGAGCGAACAGAUAAGGCAGGAGGGGUUAAAUCAGAAAGUUAUACGGCUUCCUUCCCCGGAUAUAGAGACACGAAAGAUGAAAAGAAUCAUCCGACGUCAAAUUAAGAGCACGAGUGGAAUGGAAUUCGAAAACUCUCCGCGAAUAAAAGCUUCUGCAAUUAAUCGCCAACGAAUCUUGAUGCGAAACACCGCGAACUAUAAAACGGAAUCUCCCAGAACGAACUCGCAAGGAAAGCGUUACAAGGUAGUCCGACGUAAAGUUAAAGUUGCUGCCGAGACAACUGUACUACAAACUGCACAACCCAUCGAGAAACAAGCGACUCGUUCUCCCAGGUCAAUGCGGGGUGGUGUUUGGUCAGUCAUUGCCAGCAUACGUUUUUCGUUUCCCCUGGGACGUAAUACCCAGCGACACCAGGCAGAUACAGACAUAAGCGUGGGAGAUUCAACCUUUCACGUGACGUCAUCAAAUGACGAUUUUCCAGACACAAAUCACGUGAUGUCAGUGAUGGAGUUAAAUGAUCACACGCCUUCUACGUCAAGUGAGAUGACUCCGGAAAGAAACUAUUCGACAGAAAUCAUCACUUCUGCGUGAAAACGAUCAAAUAAUCAGCAUUGCCACGAGUUUUGUACUAAUCUGUUGUGUGUUCUCACGGUAUACGCUUCAAGUCAGUGUAGCUUUGGAAGACUUGUAUACAGCACUGUGAAGCGAACGUUAUAUUACAGCGCAUGGUUUUGAAGUUCAGUUCAGUUAAUAAUAGAAAUUACGAAUCUUUGGCAUUUUUUUUGCGGCUGCUGUUUUGCCGCAAAUUACGUGUACCUUGUGUAGCAAAUGAAGCAUGAACGGUGUGGUACAGCUGCUCGCCAGAUGGUAGUUUGUGUACCUUGUAAAUAUUGCGACUGAAAUGAUAAAUAUAUAUGUGUCAUGUGUGACAUAUAUGUGGAGGCAUUUUGCAGAACUGCAAAGUAAGAAAAUUAGCAUGGU
Molecule: messenger RNA, 2338 nt
Organism: Ciona intestinalis (vase tunicate)
Lineage: Eukaryota; Metazoa; Chordata; Ascidiacea; Phlebobranchia; Cionidae
Molecular function (GO): GTPase activity; GTP binding
Source: RefSeq, a predicted model, not a curated record